Molecule: messenger RNA, 3272 nt
Organism: Fusarium verticillioides 7600
Lineage: Eukaryota; Fungi; Ascomycota; Sordariomycetes; Hypocreales; Nectriaceae
Exons: 2
Coding region: 104-406 (100 amino acids)
Source: RefSeq, a predicted model, not a curated record
GUAAUACGUAGAGCUUCCUCAAUCUGUGUCGCCUUGUGACUUUGUAAGGCAUGUCAGGUCUGUCUAUUCCAUCCCACGUCACGACCUUGAUGCAUAUCUUGGCAUGAAAGCUGGAAAGGCGUUGUUCAGACAAAGGAACUAUUCCCCGAUGCUUGACAAUUGCUCGUCUCUCGUUGGUCAAUGGAUCGUCUCAACUCAACCCUCACUCAUGAUACCCACUGCAACGGCACAACCCACAAACAUCAACAACUCCACCAUGAUGCCAAGCAGGGCUCAUAACUAUUUUUCUCGUGGAAACUCCCAUCGGCCGCGUGGCCUAAUGGCUAAGGCGCUAGAUUUCGGUUCCAGAUCUCCCCAACUCUCUAGAGAUUCCAGGUUCGACUCCUGGCGUGGUCGUAUGAUCUGAUCUAUUUCACAUUUUUGGCCAGUUUUUAAUCUUGGCUUCUUGCAUUAGCCCUGAACAUCACUGCCUUCUUGGAUUCGCUAAUGAAUGCAUUGGGUAUUAUUGUCAGAGUUGUCUAAUCGCUCAAUCCACUGCCUGCUGGCAAACAUCUCCCGUGGAGGUGGAAGCGUCGGCCUUUCUCUUUUGCAACCGAUGGGAACGCUGUAACUAACACAAAGAAUGACGAGAGCUCAUCAUCACGGCCCAAUAGCGGAAACGAGAUUAAACCUUGCGAGGUCUGCGGUUCCACCAAUAAUUAUCACCGGGCUGUUGCACUGACUCGAUUGAACGGCAUCCAGGGUGCCAAUGGUCUUCUUUGGUUCCAAACGGCCACAUGGCAAUCGUGUUGACCUCGUCUGGUUGACAGGGCUGUGGCUUCUUCCAGGUUGACCAACCAAGAUCACCCAUCAGCGCCCGAAUCACUGCUCGACCAUUAUUGAUCGCCUUCUCCAUAUCACCAUCGUUUUCGUUGUCAAAUCUGAUCCUAUAAUCGUCCAAAUCCGAGCCGGAUGCUUCGAGUAAGGCAUUGCGGACCGAGAAAAAUGUUUGACAGAUCGUGCCCAAUACCGUGUCGAGAGAUGUGUAGAUCAAUUCAUCUUCGAAACUCCAUUGUUGCCUGGCUUUGAGGGCUGGCCGGAGGUAGUGUACCCGGCAUUGCUCAAUAGCAUCGGCAGUCCUGUUAACCUCUCUUUGAUCUACCAUGGACUUGUCAUCGGGUGAUGGCGGAGCGUCGUACCAGGUCAAUGUGGCAGCCUCGACCUCAUCGAUGAAAUAGUGCGACUGCAACGGUUCGUGCACCAUAAGUGCCAGUCUCUUACUGUAACGAGCGAUGACAAGGUCCGCCACGCUUUGCCAAUCCACGAUAAACCUCCGAGGUUGACGCAACACAUCGGCCAAGUACGUCUUGACAUCUUUGAGCUCCUCCAGCUUCGCCGAACCAAGUCUCUUCAGGUCUGGGCGCCCCACGACAGUACUGGAGAUGUUGAUGGGAAAGAAGAGGCCGGACACCAUUGACGAGAAAUCGAUUCGAAGUCGAUUAGCUCCGACACCAUCGUAUCGCUCGCCAAUCGCCCUCACGAAUUGGAACCUUGCCAAGCCGGAUUUCCCCAUGAUACGGUCCAUCACCUCUGUACGCAUAAUGCUGACCAGAUCUAAGCUGUCCGCAAAGUUGCAAUGGAUAAUUUCGAUGCCAGCCUCAAUUCGAACGAAGCCAUCGAUGCCCCAUUCAGAUGCUAGUUCGCACAAAUCAUGAGCUCGGUUCUGUUCAUCGAAACUUCCCCUAUUGGUGUUGUUCUCGCGAAGGACCAGAUCUUGUGAAUCGAGUGUGCCCAUGUCGGUUUUUCCAGCACUCAUGCCAUCAAUCACCAGAACUUUGAGGUCACGGUUUGUCUGGUAUGUGUGAAGGUAACCUCUCACGACACCAGGGUUGUCGUCCCCCUUUGUGUCAGCAACCUUAUCCAACGGAUCGUUGCCAUUGCCGGUCUUUAUAUCCUCGCUGCGACGUCGUAAUUCCUGACGGUCUCCCUCCCCAGUCUGUCCCUUAUCCGCAUCUGGCUUCUUUUUACCAGGAGGAGGUCCUGGCGGCGCUCCAGGGUGCUUUCCGCCAGGCCGAUACUUGAAAGAUCGGGCGAAGUUUUCGGCGUGUUCGAUAUCAAAAGCCAACCACUCGGGCCCAGUCGGUGUUACGUUUUGUCGAGAACCGUGGUAAAACAGGGCGCCUUGAGGUACAGUAGCUGGAAAGAAGCCAAAUCCAUUAUGGUACAGGGCAGAACCCCAUUCUCGACCUGCGGAAUGGAUCGUAUUAAAAACCAUAUACGCCCUCUCUUUGGCAUACUCGUGCUCUGGCAGGAUUCGUUCACGGCUGCUCGCGACACCAGAAGCGAGCGCUAAAACACCCAAAACACCGAGCGAAGCCUUUGGAACCAUUCUAAACCGCUGAAAUUCUGAAUAUUAUUUCCUGUGAAAUGAGUAUUACGUGACUCCGAGGUCAGGAUGCCUCACAUCAGCGAACAUUGGAAAAUGUCGGGACCACGUCUUCAGCCGCGCGGCCAGUCACAUCGUAGAUCCCGACUAGCCGGUUGCUGCUAACCCAUUCCUGCGAUCAAGGAUCGGAGACCGAUCUUAUCUCAGUGGAGAUGGUUGCAACAUCACCAGAUUGAUAAGAACCGGCUUGCAUCGGAGAUGUAUGCCUGCAAUUGACUUGGUGACAGUUGGGAGGGGCAUUUUGGCUGGUAAAUUGGCUCAAGUUAGCUCUUUGACCUCUUGAAAGAUCCUGUUUUUCUUCAUGACAGCACCGUAGGUGAUUACCAGCUUUUUAAGGCGAACCGCAUGCCUGUGAAGGAAAGUUUCAAAUGCGCAAGUUGACGCAUCGUAUGGAUCGAACUCGUGUCUUUGACCAUCACGACUUUGGGAUAAUUGCUUACCAAUAUUGUGGUGGUGUUGAAACGUCCAGGAGGCUACCCAGUUUCUUGCGAUAUUCCCUGGACAUGUGUGCUCAUGCCAUUCAUAAAUUUUAUCAGGGACUUCAAGGCCCACGGAGCGUCUCCAUCCUUGAUGGCUUUGAAGCAUGAGGGCACGGGGUAAUGUGUUACCACACUCAAUGAACAAGGGUUGCACUGAGCUCGACGGUACAGGUACAUGCAGUACUUGCAUCGUGGGUUCCACCGCUCUAUGUUCUGCCGCCUUUUCUGUGAAACUCGAGGAUUGAAGCACAUGCAAUCUCUGUACGGCGCCCGGAAGCUUAUCCGUCCGCUUUGGAUCUGUUGGGGGACCUUGUCCGACACAUCCAGGACAAAAGCAGAUCCAAUGAAGAUGUUGCUGAGGCACAUGC